AUGUCAUUAAAAGAUUUCCAAAUAAUAUGUAAACUAGGAGAAGGUGCAUUUGCUUAAGUAUAUAAAGUCCAUAGAUAUUCUGACAAAAAAUACUACGCCAUGAAAACUAUAAAAUUCAACCGUUUAACCCUGAAAGAAAAAGAAAAUGUUCUCACAGAGAUUCAUUUUCUCGCCUGUCUAAAAAGUCCAUAUAUAGUUGAAUACAAAGAUUCUUUUAUAGAUGAGAAAUCGUCUACUUUAUAUAUAAUAAUGGAAUAUUGUCCUGGAGGUGAUUUUUUGUCGAAAAUUCGAGGACUAAAACCUUAAUAAUAUAUCGAUGAAAUUUAAAUAUGGAAAUAUGCUAUAUAAUUAAUAUAAGGUUUGAAAUAUUUACAUGAUCUUUCUAUUUCACAUAGAGAUUUUAAAUCUGCGAACAUAUUCCUUUCGAAAGACAAUUCCAUUGUAAAAGUCGGAGAUUUGGGAGUUUCUAAAAUUGCUGAAAAUGGACUUCUUUAAACUUAAACUGGAACUCCUUAUUAUUGUUCACCUGAAGUAUGGUCAAAUAAACCUUAUAAUUUUAAAAGCGAUAUUUGGUCCUUAGGAUGUGUUUUGUAUGAGAUGGCUUAAUAAACUACUCCUUUUAAAGGCUAGAAUAUGGAAAUUAUAUUCAAUAAAGUACAAAGUGGAGAAUAUUAGAGAUUAAAUGAAAGAUAUAGUUAAGAUCUAUAGAAGAUUAUUUGUAUGUGUUUAUAGGUAAAUCCUAAGAAUAGAUAUUCGGCAAAUUAAUUAAUGGAAACGGAAGAAAUUAAAUAAAGAAUUUAUUUAUUUUAAUAAUAAUAAUAGGUUAAAGAAGAAAAUAUUUUAGAAUAAAAAAGUUUACUUUUAAAAGAAUUUAAAGAUGUGGCGUCUUUAAAAGACUUGAAAAAAUUAAAGGCUUUUUUACCACCUUGUUAAUAUUAAAAUAAUCAGAUUUCUUGCUGUUUAUUGGGAAAUUAUGAUAAUCCAUAAUAGGAGGAAGUUAAAAGAUAUAACUCUAAUAAUAUAUAUAAGGAUUUGGUGUAAUCAAUUGAUUACAAUUAAUAAUAUUAGUUCAAUUUGUAAUAAUAAAUAUAGUUAUAUAAAAAGACAUAGCAAAAAUAAACUAAAUCCGAAUUUAAUUUAGAUAUAUAUUUAAUGAAACAAAAAUAUAAAAAAAUAAUUUAUCCUAAUUAAUAUAGUUAGUAGUAGUAGUAAUAUAAAUUACCACCUAUUUAAAAAAAAAUUAUUUGUGUUUAAAAAAAUAUAAUUAAUAAAUGA
Ichthyophthirius multifiliis is the source of this 1275-nucleotide messenger RNA. RefSeq names its product protein kinase domain protein. The transcript has a single exon. Gene Ontology annotation, molecular function: ATP binding; protein kinase activity. NCBI's taxonomy places the organism in Eukaryota, Ciliophora, Oligohymenophorea, Hymenostomatida. The record is from RefSeq and is a predicted model, not a curated record. Gene Ontology annotation, biological process: protein phosphorylation.